CUCCAAACGUCUGUGGAUAUUUUCAGCUCGGACGAAUUGCUUCAUAGACCACAAAAAUGCUGCCGCCACGAUUGAUAAAACUGGUAUUCGUUCUAUGUCUUCUCGUAGCCAUUUUCUUCUCACAAACAGACAGUGCACAAGCCAAUACACGCCGGAGAUUGCGUCGACCGACCGGAAGUCCAGCCAUUGUCCGCACAGCCACGUCCAGCACGACACGUGCAAAUGCUGUAGCUGACAAGGCGCAGGAUCGUUCGGAUCAAGUUCCGGCGCCAUCGGUGAAUAGGUUCCGCGUGCGCCACAAGAAUCGCAUCGCCGUGGGCGCGGCAAGUGCUGCAGUCGCGGGAGCAGCGUCAACGGCUGUGAUCACGAGCAAGAGUGCCGGCGUGGACAAGGAUGGCUACAAGAUCGUGUGCUACUACACAAAUUGGUCGCAAUAUCGCACGAAGAUCGGCAAAUACCUGCCCGAGGACAUUCCCGCCGAUCUCUGUACGCACAUCAUUUUCGCAUUCGGGUGGCUCAAGAAGGGCAAAUUGAGCUCCUUUGAGAGCAAUGAUGAGACCAAAGACGGCACACCGGGCCUGUACGCGCGCAUCACAAACCUCAAGAAGGCCAAUCCCAAGUUGAAGGUGCUCCUGGCCAUCGGUGGGUGGUCCUUUGGCACACAGAAGUUCAAGGACAUGUCAGCUUCGCGCUACGCCAGGCAGACCUUCAUCUACUCCGCCAUUCCCUUCCUCAGGCAGAGAGCCUUCGAUGGUCUGGACAUGGAUUGGGAGUAUCCUAAGGGCACCGAUGACAAGAAGAACUUCGUUCUGCUGCUGAAAGAACUGAAGGAGGCAUUCGACGCCGAAGCUCAGGAGAUCCGAAAACCCAGACUCUUGCUGACUGCCGCCGUUCCUGUGGGUCCGGACAACGUUCGCGGAGGCUACGAUGUGCCGGCUGUCGCCAGCUACUUAGAUUUCAUCAAUCUCAUGGCGUACGAUUUCCACGGAAAGUGGGAACGCGAGACAGGACACAACGCCCCACUCUACGCCCCGUCCAGCGACUCUGAGUGGAGGAAGCAGUUGUCGGUGGAUCACGCAGCCGGACUGUGGGUGAAACUGGGAGCGCCCAAGGAGAAGCUUGUGAUCGGAAUGGCCACCUACGGACGCACCUUCACCCUGGCGAACACCGCUAAGCACGGCGUCAAUGCUCCGGCGAGUGGCGGCGGAAAGGCGGGCGACUACACGAAGGAAGCCGGCUUCCUGGCCUACUACGAGAUCUGCGAAAUGCUCCUCAACGGUGCCAUCUACGUGUGGGACGAUGAGAUGAAGGUGCCCUACCUGGUCAGCGGUGAUCAGUGGGUCGGCUUCGACGAUGAGCGCUCCAUCCGGAACAAGAUGACAUGGAUCAAGACAGGCGGAUACGGCGGAGCCAUGGUAUGGACUGUGGACAUGGAUGAUUUCUCAGGUAACAUUUGCGGCGGAAAGGUGAAAUAUCCCCUGAUCUCGGCCAUGCGAGAGGAACUCCGAGGUGUCAAGCGUGCCAAAGACGAAAAGGAUGUCGACUGGAGCAAGAUUGCUGCCACAUUCGAUGACGAGCCAGUGGAACAGCCGAAGCCUCAGGCAAUUAAGAUUCCCGUGUCUGAGUUGCUGGACAAAGUGAGGAAGCCAUCGAAGAUCAACAAGAUCAAGCAUGGAUUAGCUACAAUCGACAAGCACUCUCGUCCUGCUCAAGUUUUCUGCUACCUAACCAGUUGGUCAGCCAAGCGACCAGGAGCCGGAAAGUUCGAACCCAAGGAUGUUGACGCCAAGCUUUGCACUCAUCUCGUCUACGCCUUCGCCACUCUUAAGGAUCACAAACUCAGCGAAGCCAGUGACGAUGAUCCCGACAUGUACGAUCAGGUUAUUGCCUUGAGGGAGAAAAAUCCUGAGCUACAAAUACUGCUGGCAAUCGGAGGAUGGGCUUUCGGCUCCACACCAUUCAAGGAGCUCACAUCUAACGUCUUCCGCAUGAAUCAGUUCGUCUACGAAGCCAUAGAGUUCCUGCGCGAGUACCAAUUCAAUGGCCUCGAUGUGGACUGGGAAUAUCCUCGAGGAGCCGAUGAUAGGGUAGCGUACGUGAACCUGCUCAAAGAACUGAGAGUCGCCUUUGAGGGCGAAGCUAAGACAUCUGGACAGCCACGAUUGCUCCUCACGGCCGCCGUGCCAGCGUCGUUCGAGGCCAUCGCCGCGGGAUACGAUGUCCCUGAGAUCUCCAAGUAUCUGGACUACAUCAACGUCAUGACGUACGAUUUCCACGGACAAUGGGAACGCCAAGUGGGCCACAACUCCCCUCUCUAUCCCCUGGAUUCUGCCACUGGCUACCAGAAGAAGCUCACCGUGGACUUCAGUGCCCGAGAGUGGGUGAAACAGGGGGCGCCGAAGGAGAAACUCCUGAUUGGAAUGCCCACCUAUGGUCGCACCUUCACCCUCGUGAACAACACACAGUUCGAUAUCGGAGCUCCUGCCAGUGGCGGAGGAAAUCCAGGGAAGUUCACGAGCGAGGCUGGAUUCCUCAGUUACUACGAGAUCUGCGCCUUCUUGGCUGGAAGCAACACAACUCUCGUCUGGGAUUCCGAGCAGCAAGUGCCAUUUGCCUACCGUAAAGAUCAAUGGGUCGGAUUCGACGAUGAGAGGUCCUUGAAGACAAAGAUGCAAUGGCUGAAGGAGCAAGGAUUCGGUGGCAUCAUGGUUUGGUCUGUGGACAUGGAUGACUUCUCGGGCAAAUGCGGCAGUGGACGGUAUCCUCUGCUGUCGGCACUCAACACCGAACUGAAGGACUACAAAGUCCCUCUAGAGUACGACGGUCCGUUCGAGUCUCACGGGCCUCGCGGAGCCUACACAACGAAAGAUCCCAACGAAGUGACUUGCGCCGAGGAGGAUGGUCACAUCAGCUACCACCGUGACAACAACGACUGCACGCAUUACUACAUGUGUGAGGGCGAGAGGAAGCAUCACAUGCCAUGUCCAGCCAAUCUGGUGUUCAACCCCUCGGAGAACGUGUGCGACUGGCCAGAGAAUGUGGAAGGGUGCCAAGAGCACACGCAGGCUCCUCCAGCAAAGUAGUCAACUGAGGGUCCUAACUCGAGAAUCAUCUCUCACACCCACGAGCUUAAGAUUAAAAGCUACAAUAUACUUAAGUUUAAGUACUCCUCCACCUUCGACCAAUCACGCCACGAGGAUUUCUUUCCAAAUGGUUCUUCCCUUUGAGUAUAAAUCUAACAUCACGAUUGAGAUUCAUCCAGCUGAUGCCGCCCCGCAAAAACUGCCCGGAUGUAAUUUAUUUUUUUUUGUAGAGAAAGAAAAAAAAACCUAUACAUUAUACAGAACCUGCCUAAUGUGCUUCGUAUUUGAUUUUUUUAUACCUUUCUAUCAUGUAUUACUUCUAAGUUAUUUUAUUAACUCUGCCUAGAUGUAGGAUGAGAAAAUCCGAUAAGUUGAAAGAGUGACUAAAAGAGAAAAUUGUGUACUUCCGCCUUGAUCGAUGAUUUUGAGCCACUGCUGAUUAAUUAGCAAUUGCAUUUCAAAUUUCUGUGCUCUUUGACUAACAAAAGCUCAAAUAUUAAUGUUAGAAUCUGUGAUAAUUUCAAGUCUUUCUGUUCUUUUUUUUCCAAAUUCACCUCCUAUUGUUGCGCUAAUCUGACGAUGUCACUACACUUUAAAACACUCUCACCGGCUAAACAUGCGAGAAAAUUCUUCGAUAGUAAAAAGGGAAUGCCAAGCAGGGAUUGGAAGUAUACAUUGAAAUUAUUGAAAAGAAUCCAAUAAUGUAUAUUUGAAGUAUUUUACGAGGUUGUGUAAGUGAAAAUAAUGUAUAAAACGUUACAAAUUAUUAUAUUUGACAAAUAAAAUGUUAAUAAGACAAAU
Messenger RNA from Phlebotomus argentipes, 3884 nucleotides. RefSeq names its product probable chitinase 10 (gene Cht7). The coding region runs from base 57 to 3083 and encodes 1008 amino acids. The transcript is spliced from 7 exons. The record is from RefSeq and is a predicted model, not a curated record. Gene Ontology annotation, biological process: carbohydrate metabolic process; chitin catabolic process. Gene Ontology annotation, cellular component: extracellular region. Gene Ontology annotation, molecular function: hydrolase activity, hydrolyzing O-glycosyl compounds; chitin binding. Lineage: Eukaryota; Metazoa; Arthropoda; Insecta; Diptera; Psychodidae.